AUGAAGCCUCGUACAAAAAACAAUAAAAAUGUGAAGAUUGAUAAAAUAAAGCGGAAGGCCUAUUCAGAUGAAAAUUUACAAAAAGCCCUUGCAGAAAUUUCUAAAGGCAUGAGUAAAAAACUUGCUGCCAAAACCUUCCAAGUACCGCGUUCUACCAUACAAUUCCGGUUAAAAAAUCCAGAGCAUGGCUGUAAACCAGGCCCACCCACAAUUUUAAAUAACGAGGAAGAAGAGGCUUUAGUGACUUGGAUCAAAGUCAGUAGUAGAAAAGGUUUCCCAAAGAGAAAAGAGGAUUUGAUCAAAAGCGUUUCGGAAUUUCUAAAAAAAACUAAUCGGACGUCCACUUUUAAAAAUGGCGAGAAAUGGUUUAAGUUAUUUCUAGCCAGACAUCCUAGUCUUGCUUUCCGUACACCAGAAGCAGUUACAGCUGCCAGCUCGACAGUGUCAGAAAAUGAUGUUAGGGGAUGGUUUCGGCAAAUCAAUGACUACUUUGUUGAAAAUAAUUUGGGUCAUAUACUUUCUGACCCAGCGCGUGUAUUAAAUGGAGAUGAAACCAAUUUUGUGCUGUGCCCAAAAACAGAGAAAGCUGAAGGUAUCAAGAAAAGAAAAGAAGAAAGGGAGAGAAAGAAAUUAGAAAAAGAGAAACAACCGGCGCCAAAGAAACAAAAAAAAAAGAGGCCUAAAGACGAAAUAUCGAAAAUACUAUUUUCUGAGAAAUUUUAUAAGUUUGAUACUGAAAACAUUGUCGAAAAUAAAGAAAAUGAUCGGGAGUUAAUUGAUAUAAAUAGAAUGCAAGGAAGCAGUCAUAAUAAAGCUUACACCACGGACGAAAUAGAAAAAAUGUUGACUGAAUUAGAUGAUGAUGAUUAA
This is a messenger RNA of Danaus chrysippus (African queen), 870 nucleotides long. NCBI's taxonomy places the organism in Eukaryota, Metazoa, Arthropoda, Insecta, Lepidoptera, Nymphalidae. The record is from the annotation of a GenBank genome assembly.